AUGGCCAUUGUAGCUCUUUCCAUGACCGAUUUGAAGGAGCUACCUGCGCUUUUGGAACGCGCACUUAGUUCGGAAAAUUCCGUACGAUUUCAGGCGGAACAAGAAAUUGAUCGUCUUACUCUCUUUCAGGGAUUUUUGUCACAGCUAAGUCACUAUGCUUAUUUGAAUUUGGAGACUGUUCCUCGAAGUCAUCGUCUUUUGGUUUUGACUGUUCUAAGACGGAAAGUCAGUCUUAUCGCAAUAGAAGAAUGUUUUGAGGUGAGUAAAAUUCUUAUGGAUUUGUUUCCUUUGGAAGAGGAUCGCCCUGUAGCAAAUCUUUCUGCUGCCGUUAUAAGUAUUAUUGUGUCAAGAAUGGAAUCCAUUAAAACAGAAAACAUGGUGGUAUCUGGAUCUCUUCAUUUCUUUUUAAAGUGGCUGUCUGAUGAAUUUUUUAAAUUCAAUUCAAAUCGACAUGAAUUGAACUUUAUGAUACUACUUUCCGAGUUGAUAAACAAUCUUCCUAUCGGCUCCAUCACUCGCAACGAGAUUUUUUCUCUCACACCACUUUUAUUUCAACUUGUUGUUUCUAAUACCCCGAGAGAGGCUAGUUAUUUGGCUGUUAAUCUGCUGAGAGAGCUCAUUCUUCCUGCAAUAUCAAUACGAGAAUUUUUUUUAUCGGGACUGAUAAAAAAAACAUGGGAGGAUUUUUUUCCGGCCUUAUCGGGUGCUCUACUGACGCCCUUUUUUUCUUCAAAAGGGGAACCAGAAUAUCUUGUCCGAAACAGGCUGACUUUGGGAAUUACGGCGCUUUUCAAUGAUAUGUUGCAAGUUGACAAAUGGACAAGAAAAAGAAUGACAGCUAACAUUUUUUGUGGUUUACUGACGCGUAUUGAAGCGGAUAGCAAUGUCUACCUGGAAAGUUUAGAAAAUGAUGAGAAUGAUGAUGAUGCAAGUCUUGUUAUUCAACAGAUUGCUGCGAAACGUUGGGAACUAUUGGGAUUUAUGGUACAUUUGAAGACCCUGAGGAGUGAUUUAGGGAAGGCCAUUAUUAAUAAUUUGUCAUCAUUCUUAAAUGUCGUUUUGUCGCACACGAUGUUGUGUGAUAAGGAAGCCGAAGAAUGGCUUAUUGAAGCAAAUGACUUUCUUCGUAAGGAAGAAGAACGUGAGGAUGAAGUCUUAUGGAAUGUUCGUGAUACUGCAGCAGAUUUUUGUAGGAUCUGUGUAUCACUUCUUGGAGACGGGGGAAAAAUUGUGCGGGCACUUCUGGAUUUUUUAAUUUCUGCUGAAGAGUCAUGGAAGAAGAGGGAAAGUAUCUUAUUUGUAUUGGAAGUUCUUUUACGCCGAUGUCCCAGGGAGACCAUUCUUAGAGGAGUAGGUUGUCAUUCUCAACUUUUGCAAGUACUUCUUGAAAAAGAUAUACAAGGGCCGGCUAUUCUUUCCUCUCGAGCACUCUCAUUGUUGGGUAUAUUAUUGUCAAUGAUGAAGCGGGAGCGGAUAGGUGCAGAAUCCCUUUGUGCCUCGCUUAUUCCUCAGGCGGUUGUUUCGUUGUCAAGUUCUGUUCCCUUACUUCGUGCUGCAGCAUGCAAACUUUUUCAUCGCCUUAUUCCUUUGGCCCAUGUGGAUGAUGCUUUAACCUUUUUUGCUAAGGGUCAAGAGGCCCUGUUUUCGCUUCUUCUAAACGAGUCUACUUCGGGUGAAUUGUUGUACGUGUGUCUUGAAGUUCACACAGAGUGGAUUGCUCGAUGUCACAGUAAGAGAAGAGAUGUUGCUUCUUCGGAAUCUUACAAUAACCUGUUUCUUUGCUGGAGGAAUCAUAUUCGGGAUCCAAAUAUGGGAGAGUUGGUUGUAUCUCUUUUUGGUGAAUUAAUCACAGAGUACAGUGGGGAUGAGUUUCUCACGGGUCAUUUUUCAUGGCUAGCUGAUGUACUGAAUAGUUGUUGUGGCACGGCAGAGUAUUGUGUUGUACCUUUUGUUGUGCAAAUUUUGACAUGCAUUUUUGAGAAGGGAUCUGAUGAGGUGGCAAGGAAGGGGGCCGAGUUUUUUACUGGCGCCCUCUGUAGACUGUUGCUUGGGACUGAAGAGUCUUCUAUCAUAUCGUCUGCGUCGAAUUGUCUUGCUGCUCUCUUGCAGCGUUCUCCACAAGUGGGAGCAAUGACGGUUCUUGUAGCCAUUCCCUCAAUGGAGAAGCCAUUUUCGGUAUUGAAUGGGGAAAAGUUAUCCUGUAGUGAUCUUGUUGAAAUCCCUACCUUGCAGAGGGAUGAACUCAAACCGCAUCCCCUUUCUUCCGUGCUUGUCACGAUUGCGAUGAAAAUGUUGGGGGAGGAAAUAAAAGAAGCCUUGUUGAUGAAUGUGGGAGGAGUUUUGGUUGCCAUUGCACAGAAUACGAGUGUUUUUCAUGAUGAUGAAAUUGAAAUACUUAUUACAACCAUUGUACGUCGUCUUAUGAGGGUUCGCACCGAUACGGUGACGCAGGAACUUGUAUUUCCUCUGGCUGUAUUAAUGAAACUCCAUAUGCAUGCUUUUAUUAAUGUUUUGUGGUCAUCCGGGAUUCUGAUUGAAAUGUUUUCCGUAUGGUUGCCAAAGAUGAGUGUGUUCACUGUGAAAGGGGCUCUUUUUCACUCAUGUGAUGCAUUGCUAGAUCUCUUGAUGCAAUGCCCAUUGGAUGAAAGACUCUGUGGCCAAUUGCUGGCAUGGAUUGAGGAGGAUUGCAAAAGGGGUACCUUGCCUCUGGAUGUGGCGCUUUUUGUUGCUGUUGGAAAAGGUCUGCUUAAUCUUGCCACGCCGGCCUCUUUGGACUACGAAGAGGGAGAAGAAAACGAGGAGGAGAUGGAAGUAAGCGAGGAGGAGGGCGAAAACGAACCGGAAGAGGAUCAGGAGAACAAGGUGGUGGAACAGGACGCUGUUACAGGGGAGGUGUCGCACGAAUUGCGAUACCUUCUACAAAAGAUUUAUCCCCUGGUCACAAAUUACGGUCCUGCCGCAUCCGUUUGUUUCUCACGGUCGGAACUCAAGAAUUUGUCCGAUUUGCUUGACGCCGUGACGGCAUCAUCUUGA
Molecule: messenger RNA, 3033 nt
Organism: Trypanosoma cruzi
Lineage: Eukaryota; Euglenozoa; Kinetoplastea; Trypanosomatida; Trypanosomatidae
Exons: 1
Coding region: 1-3033 (1010 amino acids)
Biological process (GO): protein import into nucleus
Cellular component (GO): cytosol; nuclear envelope
Source: RefSeq, a predicted model, not a curated record